Sphaeramia orbicularis (orbiculate cardinalfish) is the source of this 728-nucleotide messenger RNA. RefSeq names its product growth hormone releasing hormone (gene ghrh). Gene Ontology annotation, biological process: adenylate cyclase-activating G protein-coupled receptor signaling pathway; regulation of protein localization; growth hormone secretion. Gene Ontology annotation, molecular function: growth hormone-releasing hormone activity; peptide hormone receptor binding; growth hormone-releasing hormone receptor binding. NCBI's taxonomy places the organism in Eukaryota, Metazoa, Chordata, Actinopteri, Kurtiformes, Apogonidae. The coding region runs from base 171 to 602 and encodes 143 amino acids. The transcript is spliced from 6 exons. Gene Ontology annotation, cellular component: perikaryon; terminal bouton; extracellular region. The record is from RefSeq and is a predicted model, not a curated record.
GGGAAGCCAACAGCCGUCCUCCAGGUCUGAAGAGUUUUUCACAGCCGUGAGAGAUGACGAGAGCGGAGAACACAGAGUAACCACCAGGACUCCAGGAAGAUCCCACUCAUCUUACAACAGCUAUAGCUGUCUCUUCUUCUUCUUCUUCUUCUCUGGACUGCCCGGCUGUGAUGAUGGGAAAGGCUGCACUGCUGCUGCUGCUCUGCUGCCUGUUUAUGUCUUUAUCAGGAUCACCGCUUUAUCCAUCCAUUAGGUUCGGCCAGAGGGAUACGUCCAUCCUGAUGACGUCUUCCAUACAGAAUCCAUCUGAGCAGACAAAAGACACCAGCCCCCACAUGGAACCAGCAGAGUUACGUUCAGGACGUCACGCCGAUGCCAUCUUCACUAACAGUUACAGGAAGGUCUUAGGCCAAAUCUCUGCCAGGAAGUUCCUCCAGACGAUCAUGGGCAAACGGCUCGAGGAUGAAAGCCAGAGCUACGUGAAGCGUCAGUCGGAUAUCUACGAAGGGACCUAUAAAGAAGACCUCACAUCCAUCCAGAGCAACCAGAGAUACAGAGGAGUGCAUGAUGGGAAACUGAUGAGGCCCAGACUUCUGAGCUGAGACACAACAACCAUCAGAUUCGACAAUAAAACCAUCACAGUUCGUUUUCUUACUCGUCUUUGAAGCCAUUCUGUACAGAUGAAAAUUUAAUGUUUUUUUAUUCACAUUAAAGCUGGAAGAAAACAA